This is a messenger RNA of Scutellospora calospora, 169 nucleotides long. Lineage: Eukaryota; Fungi; Glomeromycota; Glomeromycetes; Diversisporales; Gigasporaceae. The record is from the annotation of a GenBank genome assembly.
AUGUCAUCAGAGCUUGAAUUAUUGAGACAGCGUAUUAGUGAACUUGAAGCUAAGAACGCCAAGCUUGAGACUGAGAAAAGGAAAUUAGCCGAGAAUGAGUCCGAGAAAGUUGAGCUUAAUAGAAGGAUUGCUGAGGUUCUAAGACAGGCUGUGGAAGAGAAUAAAUGGC